GAUGAUUUUACAUUGUCAUAUGUUGUAUUUUCUGCAGGACGCCAGCACAUUUUUUGAAACAUCACCAAUGUUUUUAAGGAGUCAAGUGUUUUAAGCAAGGCAUUAAUGCUUUAAUUAACAAACAAAAGGGCAAACAACUCUAAAGCCAUGUAAAUGACCUUCACUAAUAGUGAUAUUUGUAGAAUUUAAUUAUUUCAAUUUUUUAAUGCAAAAAUCUACAUAUCCACACAACUAGUUUUUGCCAAUAUAACUGAUGGCCUCACUGAGCUGACAGAAAACUUGGAGAUGGAGACCAAUCAAAUUAUAAAGAGAGCACGUUCCACCAAUGGUAGAAAGUAGAGCCCCCAGGCACCAGAGGUGCAUCUGCUGAACAUAGACAAGAGGAAAGUUCCAGCAUGAAACAAACAUUCUGCCUGUCUCACUGACUCCUCUCUCCUUGGUCUUUUACUCAAGUGUCCAAAACUGACUCCAAACAGCUGCACGCUUUGCUUCUCCCCUCUCAGAUUAUGAACGGUUUAUUUAGCUUCAAACUGCUAAGAUGAAACUCCAAUCUCUUAUCACUCUCCUGACUUUAGUCUGUUAUUCCCAAUGCCAAGAACCUACGUAUCCUGUCUUUGACAUCCUUAAAGAACUUCGAUUGUCAACAGCCACCAAUGAGAACAUAGUUACGGGUUCAAAUCUUGAUCUGACUGCAUUUCGCGUGAACCCGGCAAUACAAUUAAAGAAAGAGAGUUCUUUCCCUUUAGAUGGGUUGCCCUCAGAUUAUUCCAUUCUUACGACCUUUAAGGUACUGACAGAUGCACCUUCAGCUGUUAUGAAUCUAUGGCAAAUUAUAGACUCCAAUGAAAAACAAAAAGUCGGACUUCAGUUCCAUAAUGAUACAAAGUCUUUGAUUUUUUUCUACACAAUGCCAGAAAGAACUCUUUUCUUUAAGUCACACAUUAAUGUAAACAAUCUUAUUGAUGGCAACUGGCAUAAAUUGUCAUUGAGUGUGAAAGGCAAUGACGCUAAAGUGAUUUUGGACUGCCAAGAUGUCAGCACAGUUGCCAUGAUGGAACCAAAGAGCAAUAAACGCAACCAGUGGAGGUCACUGAUUAAGCGAGACACAGAUGCCUCAUUGGUUGACCUCCAGCAGCUUGAAAUACACUGUGACCCACAAAAAGCUACAUCUGAAGAAUGUUGUGAGUUGUCUGAUCAGUGUGGAGGUGCAGCAGAGAUGGCUCUUGGUUCAAGUCCUCCGAAAUGUAAAUGCUCCCAUGGACUUAUAGGUCGUCUGGGGGCUACAGGUCCAAAGGGUCAGAAAGGACAUGAUGGGCAACGAGGAGUACCUGGUAGAAUAGGAAAUUUGGGGCCUCGAGGUAACCCAGGAGCAUAUGGCCGGAUUGGGGACCCUGGACUAAAAGGGGAGAAAGGAAUUAAAGGGGAGAAAGGAGCAAGGGGCCUUUAUGGUGAAAGGGGUGAUCGUGGGGAUCUGGGCUUCAAAGGAUUACAAGGGGCAGAUGGUUCUAAAGGUGUUGCAGGCUCACCAGGGAACAGGGGGCCAACUGGGCCUAAAGGAGCGAAGGGAGAAGAAGGAGAGGCUGGAUCUGAAGGAAUCGCAGGGUUCAUAGGAGUGAAGGGUGAUGAUGGCUACCGAGGAAAGGAUGGGCCCCGUGGCAGACAAGGGAAAAAGGGACUUGUUGGUGACCCAGGUGAUCCUGGAAUCGUUGCCCUAAAAGGCAUGCCAGGUGUGCCUGGUUCAAAGGGAAGGAGUGGUACACAAGGUCCACAGGGAAUAGUUGGAGACCCUGGUUUACCUGGUAGAGAUGGUGAUGAUGGAAUUGAAGCAAAUCAGGGACGUCAAGGACGCCAUGGAAAACCUGGAAUUUUGGGAGAAAAGGGGGAGAAAGGAAUCAUUGGACAGCGUGGGCCUGAGGGUCAGCGAGGAAGACCUGGACCUCCAGGACCCAAAGGUGAAGCUGGACAACCUGGCAGGCCAGGAUUUAUUGGACCACCUGGUGAGGCUGGUCAUGUUGGUCUCCCUGGUGCCCCAGGACAAAAGGGCAGUACUGGAGUCCAAGGAAUUAAGGGCAAGGAAGGAGAGAAGGGUGAGAAAGGAUUGAAAGGACCAAAAGGAAAUGCUGGUGACAUAGGCCCAAGAGGUCCUGAAGGAUUUCAGGGUAAAAGAGGGCCAGCAGGAGAAGAUGGAGCUCGUGGCAGACAAGGAGAACAAGGAGAUCCUGGUGAUCCUGGCAUUCCUGGAGUAAUUGGACCUUUGGGUUCUAGAGGACCAUCUUUUCCAGCGUCUCAUGUAAUAGAAGUGUGCAGAAAGGUUGUUCUUGAACAGAUGUCUUCAUAUGCACAAGCUGUAAGGCGACAGUGUUCCAGUGCUUGCCCAUUGUAUGGUGAAGUACCCAUGGGAGCACCAGGACCAGUGGGAUUGCCUGGACCUCCAGGAAAACAAGGUAAACCUGGCCUGAAUGGGCUUGAAGGCGAAACUGGACCAGAGGGAUUUUAUGGUGAAGCUGGAGAUCCAGGAAAACAAGGAGAAAAAGGUGAAUCUGGAAAUAAAGGAGACAAAGGACCAAGAGGAUAUGGCCUAGUUGGAUUUGAGGGGGAUCAAGGUCCUAUCGGUGAAAGAGGCAAGCCUGGACAAGCGUUCGAUGGACAGCCUGGUUUAAUGGGCCCUAGAGGCCACAGGGGACAACUUGGGUUAAGAGGUUAUGCGGGUCUCCGUGGACCACCAGGUCUGUGUGUCACAACAGGAUGUCAAUCAAACCAGGGACAACAGAGACCAUAAUGCACCGAACUGAUAUUGUUCUUCAAUUUUAAAAAACAGUUUUUUAACAUCAAGUGGUCAAUUCACUCCGUUAUCUCACGUGGUACAUGGAUAACAUCCACUGCUGUCCUUGAUCUGUCCUUGAUCUGGUGCCUACUUAACUUUUAAAUGCACCAUAAAGCUAGUUCUCAGUUCGGCCUAGUUCUCUUUGCUGUGAAUGUUACCUGUGUGUGUAUAGGAGAGCUAUGUGUGAGCAUGAUGUUUUACUAUUUCAGUUCAUGUUUAUUGUCAUUGUGCCACUGUAUUUACAUUCACCCUCUAUAAAAUAAUCAAGGUUGUUUUUGAUCAGAGGCAGAGCUAUUAAACAACUUCAAGAUACACAAAGAUAAACAAAAUCAGAACUUGUGUGCAGAUCACUUGUUUUGUAUUGAAACUGCAAAGGAUCCACCAGCUCUCCUUUUACUUCUGAGAGUCCAAGUUGAUCUGCUGUCUCUAGACAAGAGCUAAUGUGAUGACACAUUCCUAAACAAGGUGUUCCCUUAGAUCUGCUCAAGUGACUAAGUCUGUGAGCACUGUCUGAUACUUUGUAUCUUUAAAAAAAAUGAAAAAUCCCAUAUUAUUUAUUAAAAGAGAAACCCAAUGAGCAUGCUGUCAGAAUCAUGGUUAGCUGUUUCCAGUAACCAGUUACUUUAAUUUAGCAAAAUAUGUUACUUAUGAACCCCCAAAAUACAAUGUUGCAGGAUUUUGGUGUUUUUAAAGAAUAAAUUGUAAUGUUUUGAUGUCAACUAAAACAAUAAAGUAUAAUAACACUUUA
This is a messenger RNA of Xenopus laevis (African clawed frog), 3572 nucleotides long. RefSeq names its product collagen alpha-1(IX) chain. NCBI's taxonomy places the organism in Eukaryota, Metazoa, Chordata, Amphibia, Anura, Pipidae. The transcript has 27 exons. Bases 539 to 2779 code for a protein of 746 amino acids. The record is from RefSeq and is a predicted model, not a curated record.